This is a messenger RNA of Porites evermanni, 387 nucleotides long. Lineage: Eukaryota; Metazoa; Cnidaria; Anthozoa; Scleractinia; Poritidae. The record is from the annotation of a GenBank genome assembly.
AUGAAAAAACGUCUCACAGACCUCAGCUUAAAAAUCAAGACCACUAUUCAGCCCUUGUUCAUCAGCAGAAAACUCAACGAAGACCUUAAAUUUCGAGAAGUCAAGCCAGCCAUUGUUAACCAACAAUGUUUAGUUUAUCAAUUUCAAUGUAAUCUGUGCGAUGCAGGAUAUGUUGGUUAUACUCGCAGCCACCUCCACGAACGCGUUGAUGGACACAAACAGAAAUCGUCGUCAAUUUGUAAACAUUAUCUUAGCAAACAUAACUUGGACGUACCACCUUUACUUUCAGAACAAUUUCAUGUGCUUAAGGAGAUGCUCUUUAUAAGAAAACUCAAACCAUCCCUAAACGUGCAGGCAGACUCGAUUCGCGCAAAGGUAUUCACUUGA